UAAUUUGAUUAAAACUGUGUGUAACAUACUAAAUGAAGGAUAUUAGUUACAACUUAAAUGUCACCGUAAGACUUGUGAUGGUAACAUUAAAAAAUGGAUUCUUUUUUUUUUUCUUAUCAAAGCUUUUUGCUAUCAAUUGUUCGACAACGAAUCCCAUAAAUCCAGUACUUUAUGGUACACCAGUAAAUAAUGGAAUGUUGAACUCAUGGACAGACCAACAACCAGUAAAUCUAGGAACGACAAAUAAAUAUAAUGCAUAUAGCUCUAAUUCUCAAGGAUUACAACCAAACAUAAUAGAUCCUAAUCAUCAUCAAAAAAUUAAUUAUGGACAGCAAUUAACAACUCCAAAAGAGCCACAAUCAUACAAUUUUCAAGAACAACAAAAUUUGCAAAACCCUUUUCAGAUAGAUGAAAAGAAUUUGGUAAUGAAAGACCAUUUGAAAAAACAACAGCCGUCACAGUCAAAUUUAAACAGUGUACAAUAUCAAUCAACAAAUACACAAUACCCAAAUCACAACUAUAUAAACACAAAUUACAACCAACCAAAUUAUCAGAAAAGUCAAUCGACAUUUCCAUUAACUAAAAAGCAACCAACAGAAUCACAGACACAACAUGUUAAACCUCAGUCAUAUCAAUUUAGUACACCACCAAAAAAUGAGAAAGAAAUACCGCAGUCGGUCUCGAUGACUAUUUCUUCUUUAUCAAAUGAAUAUCAGAAUCAAUUUUCUUUAAAAGCAAAUCAACAGCAACCACAACUAUCAAAAUUAUCUCAUCCAUCGCAAUUUAAAACUUCCGAGGUGAAAUAUGAACCUUAUUCACAAUAUCCGCAAGAUAAUCCCUCUUCAGACCAAUUUAAAUCACCGUCCCUUCCAAUUUCUUCUUCAUCAAAACCGUUUACAGAAAAAGAAAAACCUGAGAUACAAAAUACACCACAGUCACUACAACCACCAAAAUCAUCUCUUCCGUCACAAUUAAAACCUGAACCUUAUUCUCAAUAUCCGCAAAAUAAUUCCUCAUUAGAUCAAUUUAAAUCACCGUCACUUUCAAUUUCUUCUUCGUCAAAACCCUUUACAGAAGAAAAAAAACCUGACAAAAUUUCUGAUUUACAAUUGGAACCUAAAACGCCAUCACAAACAAAUACACAGGCUUCUAAAGAAAAUGUAAUUCUUAAUUCUCAAUCAAAUUUACCAGAUAAAUUUAAUGCAAAUUAUGAUACACUAUGGUCACAAAAUAAAUUGAAAGAUUUUAAUGAUAAAAUAUCUGAUUUAGAAUCAAAAUUGAAAAAUGAAGUGUUACAAAUUCCGAUUAAACCAUCUGAAACCUCCACUAAUGCAAAUUAUAUUGAUAAUGCAAUACAUUCAUCAGACAUUAUUAAAUCUGAAAAACCUGAAGUUUUGAUUAGCCUUGCUAUGUUUGAUAAACCAAACAAUAUAGAUAUCGAAAACCCAAAAAAUACCGAAAAGGAGAAUGUAAAAUUUCGUGUAUUUGCUGAUCCUAAUGACAUCUAUAUUCUUAAUUCUACACAGUCUCCAUCAAGUAUCACUGACAAAGGUAAUUUAAAUAAUAAUAAUUUAUUAAAAACUCAACCAAUACAUAAUCAAAUGCCAAUGGAUAUGCCAAAUAAUAAUUACGAUAGUAUACUUAAUACAUACUAUAAAAAUGAUCCAUAUCACACAUUUUCAAAUAGACCCCAAGAUAUAUCAAAAAAUACUAAUCAACCAAGUUCUAAGGAGAACAGUGGACACAUAUAUAAGCAAGUCGAUCUAAUAAAUCCUUCAUCAAGUGUUAACUCGUGGUCGUUAAAGAAAAAUGAUUAUUCAUUAAAUAAACGACCUAAUCAAAAUAACGGUUAUUCAAAAAAUAAUGAUAUCUCACAAACGAGUGUAUUUAAAACACCAUCAGCUUAUAACCAAAAUAAUAACCAGUACAUUUCAAGUUCAUCUUUAGAUUAUAUUUCUGUACAAAAUAUAAUUUCUAUAAUUUCAAAAGCAGUCGAGGCCCCGCUAGAUGGAACAAAGGCUAUAUUUGGCUUGACACAGGCAAGUUUUCCAAACGCUAAAGUUAUUCAACAACUCAAUUUAACAUAUUCUGUCGUACAAUCAAUUAUCCUUAGUCUUCGAAAGAUUUUGAACACAGUUGUAAACCAUAUAUUUCACCAGCGAGUAAAACGAGACUACAGUAUGUUAAGCCCGAUGUCAAAUAUACUUCCAAAAACUACUUCCGAACCUGUCCUUAACUUACCAACGAUUGCCAGUCUAAAAAAAAAAAAAUACCAAUCCACUUCUGAUCCGAAUACGGACUCGUAUAAUAAUCAACCUAAGACUGCUUCAUCUACGAUGAUUAUGAAUACGUAUCGCCAACCAACCGCUAAGACCGGAAUUUAUUUGGAUAAACCUUACUCGCAGCAAUUGCUUUCUUCGAUAUCUAAUGUGGACACAAAAAAACAUCAAAAACAUAUGUAUAAUAGUGAAAUCAACGGAGCCAACAUCGAUUACAAUGAAUAUGAAUCAUGGGACAGUAUUAGAACUGCGCAACAAGCACCGAAUACACGAGGAUACGUUUCAGAUAUGCUGACCAACGAGAUUAGAACUCAAGUAUAUACUAACUUGCCAGAUUCGUACUCGAGCAACAGUCCAGAAGUAGAAGAAUAUUGCCGACAAGUGAUGUUUGCCGUAGAGAUAUUUUUUCGAAAUCAGAUUAAUAAUGUACUUCAGGGAUAUUCACCGAACAUGAAUACGAUUUAAAUUUGUUAAGGAAAAUAUAACAAACUAAAUCUUUUA
This is a messenger RNA of Sipha flava (yellow sugarcane aphid), 2780 nucleotides long. RefSeq lists its product as uncharacterized. Lineage: Eukaryota; Metazoa; Arthropoda; Insecta; Hemiptera; Aphididae. The record is from RefSeq and is a predicted model, not a curated record. The coding region runs from base 33 to 2744 and encodes 903 amino acids. The transcript is spliced from 5 exons.